CACGUGUUCUCCGGUUCCAGAUGUAGGCAGGCGCCGAGGGAGACACGCCUUUCGCCGCCCACCCGCCAACCAUAUGGAAUAACCCUAUAAAUUCGGAAGUUUCGGAGCUGCCGCGUACUCCGCCACGAAACGUACCGCUGCUCCUCCUUCCCUCCUUCCCCCUUUCCCUUCCUCCCCGGAGACGCCCAUGGCGGUAAAAUCGCCGCUCUCCUCCGCUUCUUUGCUUCAAAUUCACCGCCACUCCGUCCCCCGAUCCCUACGCUCCCGAUCUCUUCUCUCUCCGAGGUCUUUGAAACUCGGGAUCUCGAGCGAUGCGCCGAGGCCUCUUGCUGUCCGCGCUUGCGCCGCUAGCUCGAGCUCCGACGGGGCUGCUUCGAACGGCUCGGUGGAGAUGGCGGACGGAGCUGCUGCGUUGUCGAUCUCGUCUUCUUCUGCUUCCUCCGCCAUCGAUUUCCUCACGCUGUGUCAUCGCCUCAAGGCUACAAAGAGAAAGGGAUGGAUCAACCAUGGUAUAAAGGGUCCUGAGUCUAUUGCUGAUCACAUGUACCGCAUGGCGUUGAUGGCUCUGAUUGCUGGUGACCUUCCUGGUGUAAACAGGGAAAGGUCUAUUAAGAUUGCAAUUGUGCACAAUAUUGCUGAAGCUAUUGUUGGUGAUAUCACACCGUCUGAUGGUGUGCCUAAAGCAGAAAAGAGUAGGCGUGAACAGAAAGCUUUAAAUGAAAUGUGUGAAAUCCUUGGUGGAGGAUUGAGGGCUGAUGAGAUAAAGGAACUUUGGGCAGAGUAUGAGAACAAUGCGUCCAUUGAAGCAAGACUUGUGAAGGAUUUUGAUAAAGUGGAAAUGAUUCUCCAGGCUUUGGAAUAUGAAAUGGAACAUGGGAAGGUCUUGGAUGAGUUCUUUCUUUCCACGGCAGGCAAAUUUCAAACAGAUGUUGGGAAAAGUUGGGCAGCUGAAGUGAUACUGAGGAGAAAUAAGAGGCUAGGAAAACAGGCUAAUUCCUCAAGCACAGAUGAUUGUCAAGGAAACUAAGCUUCCAAGUCUUGCAUUCUGGUAGCUCAUCCACCAAAGAAGAAUAAUACAGUCCAUUGGUCGUGCACCAAACUGCAAGCUGUAUAUGGCCAGCCCAGAUGCCACUCAUACCAGACUGCUGAAAGGAAUGUUGCUAUCUUUGGGAAAAUCAAAACUUAUACCAAGCACAGGGACCAGAUAUAGGGAGGACAUCUUGAUAUGCCCGUAGCUGAUUUAUUUUUUUUCAUUUCUCAAUUGAUCAUCAGUUUUGUCGUUUUAGGUUCCGGAAGAAUAGUAUAUUCACAAAAUGUCUGUCGCUUGUGAGUGGUAGGAAAAAGAAGUCCCAAUAUAAAUUCUUUGCUAUACUUUUGUUCCAAGCUAUGCAUCUCUGACUCAAUAUUGACCUUGGUAUUUAUUUUA
Molecule: messenger RNA, 1426 nt
Organism: Phoenix dactylifera (date palm)
Lineage: Eukaryota; Viridiplantae; Streptophyta; Magnoliopsida; Arecales; Arecaceae
Cellular component (GO): cytoplasm
Molecular function (GO): 5'-deoxynucleotidase activity
Source: RefSeq, a predicted model, not a curated record